Molecule: messenger RNA, 595 nt
Organism: Olea europaea var. sylvestris
Lineage: Eukaryota; Viridiplantae; Streptophyta; Magnoliopsida; Lamiales; Oleaceae
Product: cycloartenol-C-24-methyltransferase-like
Exons: 5
Coding region: 33-449 (138 amino acids)
Biological process (GO): sterol biosynthetic process
Cellular component (GO): endoplasmic reticulum
Molecular function (GO): sterol 24-C-methyltransferase activity
Source: RefSeq, a predicted model, not a curated record
CUGGUCAGUGUUUUGCUGCAAAUGAAUGGUGCAUGACUGACGCCUUCGACCCCAGUAACGAAGAACAUCAAAAGAUCAAGGCAGAAAUUGAAUUAGGUAACGGCCUCCCGGAUGUAAGGCUGACACGCCAAUGCCUUGAAGCUCUUGAACAAGCAGGCUUCGAAGUUGUAUGGGAGAAGGAUCUUGCAGUAGACUCGCCCCUCUCAUGGUACUUGCCUCUGGAUAAAAGUCGAUUCUCACUCAGCAAUUUCCGCUCGACUGCAGUUGGACGUAUUAUCACCAAGUACAUGGUAAUGGCUCUUGAAAAAGUAGGACUUGCCCCAAAGGGGAGUCAAAGGGUUCAAGCUUUCUCGGAGAAAGCAGCAGAUGGACUUGCUGCUGGUGGAAAGAAAGAAAUUAUGACAGCAGUGUAUUUCUUUUUGGCUCGGAAGCCUUAUUUGGACGAAUAGUGGCCUGAAACUGUGAACAAAUUGUGCUGUACUAUUUAGUCUUGAUCUUGGAGAAGCUGGCCAAUGUAGAUUGCUAUUGGUUAUAAUCUGCCUAUGAUUUCCUGUGAUAAAACACUAAAAUAAAAUAUUCUACUGAUAUUGCCUUU